This is a messenger RNA of Vigna radiata var. radiata (mung bean), 2374 nucleotides long. RefSeq names its product protein BIG GRAIN 1-like A. Lineage: Eukaryota; Viridiplantae; Streptophyta; Magnoliopsida; Fabales; Fabaceae. Gene Ontology annotation, biological process: auxin-activated signaling pathway. The transcript has a single exon. The coding region runs from base 407 to 1600 and encodes 397 amino acids. The record is from RefSeq and is a predicted model, not a curated record.
AUUCAUAUUCAUAUUCAUUCAUUCGUUCUAACUCGAAAGCGUGUCACUCUGCUCUCAUUGCUCUUUUCUUUUCUCUUUCUCCAGACAAGGAAUCAAUUACCCUGUUCACGUUUUCUCACAAACGCAAAAAGCCUACAAACCAAGCAAAUCAUCAUCUUUCUCCUUCCCUCAAUCAUGCCCCUGUCAUAGCUUAACACAACACAACUCAACUCUCAUCAUCAUAUCAUUCUACACCACCUAGCUUCCAUGGCAGCUUUUCAACCUUCCACCACUUCCCACACCUAAUACAAAACCCAAACACCUACCCAUCUUCCUAUACCCCACCACACUUUACUCCCUGUUCCUCACUCUCCCAUCUCAUCAUUCCCUUUCGCCCGUGCUGUUCCAAUUUAAUUGCGCACCCAACAUGUACGCCCUCGACAUUUCACACACACAACACACCUUCGGCCUCCAAAGCAACGCUAAAACCCCCUCUUUCUCCUCCUCUCUCCUCGACACCAUCUACCGCUCCAUCGACGAAGGAGAGACCACCGCCAACGACAUGAAACUCCACACCCAGACAAUCAUCAAGAAACAGAGCAGAAUCCUCGUCCAACAAGAUUUAACGGCGCCGACCAUUCCCCGUUCUUGUUUACUGCAAAAAUGGAAGGGAAGCGAGAAAACGGUGAAAGCACAGAUGGAGAGAAAACCAAAAUCGCGUUUGCAUGGUCACGAUCACGACCGGGAGGUGAUGUUCUUCAGUUCGACUUCGAGUUGCUCGGAUUCCAGCUCUGGAUUACUGUCUUCCUCUGACACUGAAUCCCUGUACGGAUCGAGGUCGCGAGUUUCGUGUUUUGCUCCUUCGAGACCCAAGCCAUUGAUGACGUCGGCGAGCAAUGAAGAGCGUCUGAUAAAGCCAAAAUCGAGGGCGUUGAAGAUGUACAACAAUCUGAAGAAAGUGAAGCAACCCAUCUCUCCGGGGGGGAAGCUGAGUACUUUUCUCAGCUCUCUGUUGGGGAACGCGAAGAAAGCCAAAACCUUGGACGAAGCAAAAUCCAAGUCGGGACAAGAAUCCACGUGUUCCUCUGCGUCCUCGUUCUCACGCUCUUGUUUGAGCAAGGCUUCGACUUCCUCGAACAAAUUGCGCAACGGGGUUAAGCGAACGGUGCGGUUUUACCCCGUGAGCGUGAUCGUGGACGAGGAUUGUCGACCAUGCGGGCACAAGUGUUUGUACGAAGAAGACGCCACGCGCGUAAUGGCGUUGUCUAUGCCAACGGCGUGGAAAAUUGGACGCAACAAGAACGAAGAAGAGGAAAAGGUUGUGGAUAAGAGCAGACGCGUGGAGGAGGCGGCCAGAGAGUUUUUGAAAGAGUACCACCGAAGUCAGAAAAGGAGCAACUUGAUUAAUGUCAGGGAUUUUCCCAAUGCGGUGGAAGAUGAAGACGAAGACGAAGACGAUCAAGAUACAGAUAAUGACGAUGCAGCGAGUUAUUCAAGUUCGGAUCUUUUUGAGCUCGAUCACCUUUCAGUGAUGGGAAACAAUAGGUAUCGUGAGGAGCUUCCGGUGUACGAGACUACACAUGUCAGUACCAAUCGCGCCAUUGCCAAUGGCCUAAUAUAAUGUAGUUUCUGUCCAUUACAAUCCUAGUUUCAUAAUAAACUACACAGAUUACAUAUAUAUUACAAUCAUUUUGUUUUCUUCGUUCACCAUCAUCGCUCAAAAUCAAUGUAUCAUCAUCAUCAUCAUCUUCAUGACUGUUUGUCUAUGCAAGACGAAUGUUCUAGUUUGGAGUAGUUAUAAAACAAUAAAACAGCAGCACUGUGAUGCAUAAGUUUAACAAACUUUCUACUCGAUCAUGGAUUAUACAUAGAUGGUUUGAUUUGGGUGAGAUCGUGUUAGCCGUUUUUCAGUUGAUUUUGGCAUGGGUAAGUAAUAUUUUUUUUGUUUUUACAUCCCGUGUUAGACAGUAACUUUUGUAGAAGUACGUAUCUGGGAAGGCGUGCGUGUGUAUCUGUGAUAGAAUGUUGUUGAGUGAGGGAGAAUAUGAUAAAAAGCAGAGUAGCUGCGUGAUUUAUAAAGCGAGUAGGGUACUGCUAAAAGGAGAGAGAAGUGGGGAUGUGUAAAUUCUCGAUCACGAUCAAACAUUCACACAGAUACUGACAGAGCAGUUGGAUGAAGGAGGAAGAAAAUGAUAAAGAAAAGAAAGAAAAAGAGGAAGAGGAAAACGAAAGAUUCGAGAUGGCGAUGAGAAGCAAAAUGGUAAAGGGAAAGGCAGAUCUUCGCCCAUGGGAAUAGAGAAAGUGAAUAAUACUAAAGCCUAUGCUUUCUUAGUUUCUCUCUUUCUUUCUUUCUUUCUUUCUUUCUUCCAUCCUCUCUGGAAUUCCCAUUUUUGUA